Molecule: messenger RNA, 477 nt
Organism: Klebsormidium nitens
Lineage: Eukaryota; Viridiplantae; Streptophyta; Klebsormidiophyceae; Klebsormidiales; Klebsormidiaceae
Source: the annotation of a GenBank genome assembly
AUGUUCGUGAUACCUGAGGCGGCGGCGGCGCCCUGGAUGAGCGCAGCGCGCGUGCCUAGCGGCGGCCCGCGCACGCAGUGCUCGACGGGCCCCGCCAAGAUUUGGUCAUCAACGCCUGUGCUGUGGGCAAGGCAGACACACACCCACACGCACUUUCCCCGCACCCAGCCAGCCUCGAGCCACAGUGUCAAGUUGGUGCGAUCUGAAGGCCCCCGGGCGGAGUUCAACUUUGUGGGCUUCAACGGGGAGCUCAAGGAUCACUUGCGGCUGGUGGACGAGACACUUUUGAACGUCUACAAGAAGGCCUCGUCGGCAAAGGCUGAGUUGCAGCUAGAGACGCGCCCCUCUGAUGUCGAGCCAUCCGUCAUUGAGCUUCGCCGAAAAGCGAACGCGAGCUUCUUGAAGCAGAUGGACUUCUUUACGUGGUCAUGGGUUCAGUUCGAGCGGCUCAGGCAGGAGUCGGAAGCGUCGGACUAG